Rubroshorea leprosula is the source of this 1824-nucleotide messenger RNA. The record is from the annotation of a GenBank genome assembly. Lineage: Eukaryota; Viridiplantae; Streptophyta; Magnoliopsida; Malvales; Dipterocarpaceae.
UUCGCUUUCGCACCCCAAUAUCUUCUUCCUCACUGUUUCUUCGCUCUUUCCCCUCUCGCCUUUUACCUUCGACAUUUCUUAGUAAAUUCCGCCGCUCUUUUAUGAUUGACCGAAAAGCAAUGCUUUGAUCCAAUCGUUUCCUAGUCUCACCAUGAGCGACUCCAACAGUUCCUCUUCCUCCUCCGACUUCGUUUCCGUCACCACCGUCAAUCAGAAUGUAGGGAGGAGUCAAAGAAUUGCAGACGGUGGUCAACCAUUUUCGCCAGAAUCACGUCACUGGCGAGAUGUUUUUUGGUUAGGAAUAUUUGUAAUACAUAUGGUUGGUUUAGGAUUUGUUUUAACUGUUCUUGGACUCAAUAGGUUUAAGAAAUCAGACAGAUUAAAUAUUGAUCGAUACACUGAUAGAUUCUGGGAGAAUCAUCCAGGAUUAACAGAGAACUAUUGGCCAUUGUAUGCUGUUGCUGGAGGGGUUGGGACUCUUCUUGGAUGGAUUUGGUUGUUGUUGCUUGGUUCUCGGGCAAACCAAAUGAUGAAGGUUUCUGUUCACAUUUUGACUACGUAUCUUGCAGUGAUUAGUGUUUUAUGCUUUUGGUGCAAGCAGUUUUUCUGGGGGGGUGCAUUUGCCGUCGGUGCUGCACUGCAGUUCUUGUAUGUUAUCUCAGUUAUAGACAGACUUCCAUUUACCAUGCUGGUAUUGCAAAAAGCUGUGAAGAUGGUAUGGAGUCUUCCAGAAGUUAUGAGAGUAGCAUACGCAUUUAUGCUACUCAUGCUUUUGUGGAUGGGUAUAUGGUCUUUUGGAGCAGCCGGUGUUGUGGCUUCAAGCAGGGGUGAUCUUGGACGCUGGUGGCUUCUUGUGGUUCUCUCCAUAAGCUUAUUCUGGACAGGUGCAGUCCUCUGUAAUACCGUGCAUGUUAUCGUGUCUGGAAUGGUGUUUCUGGUUCUCAUUCAUGGUGAUAGACAAGCUUCAUCAAUGCCUCCCAACUCCUUGAUGAAAUCUCUACGGUAUGCUGUGACAACUUCUUUUGGAAGCAUUUGCUAUGGAUCUCUCUUUACUGCAGCUAUUCGAACUCUACGGUGGGAGAUCAGGGGAGUCCGGUCCAAAAUUGGCAACAAUGAGUGUUUGCUUUGCUGUGUUGAUUUCCUCUUUCAUCUGGUGGAGACUCUUGUUCGGUUUUUCAACAAGUAUGCCUAUGUCCAGAUAGCCGUUUCUGGAAAAGGUUUUAACCGUUCAGCAAGAGAUGCCUGGGAAUUAUUCCAGUCGACUGGAGUAGAAGCACUUGUGGCCUAUGAUUGUUCUGGUGCUGUUCUGUUGAUGGGCACUAUCUUGGGUGGACUUAUCACUGGAACUUGCUCGGGUGUUUGGACAUGGAUUAAAUGGACUGACAGGGUGAUUAUGGUGGGGUCUACUGCAAUGUUGAUGGGAAUGAUCUUGGUGGGACUCGCAAUGGUCGUGGUGGAAAGCGCUGUUACAUCAAUUUACAUAUGUUAUGCAGAAGACCCCUUGUUGAUCCGUAGAUGGGAUGCUGAAUUUUUCAGCCAAAUGUCUGAGACACUGCACCAACGUCUUCAGUAUAGAAGUGCACGGGCUAGGGAAGUAUUGACCCACAACCACAAUCAGCUCAAUGGUCACAUGCAAGAUACGUUCCCUAUCUGAAAAGUCACAUAGUUUAACUACACUUUAAGCAUUAAUUAAUUGCUCUUUAAAUUAUUCGUCCCAAAAUGUGAAUGUUGUGUUUAGUUUGAAUCUCUGUCCAACUACCAACAAAAACGAAGGCAUUAUGUAUCUUACUGUUUUUGUUCAAGUAUUAAAUUUAAGUUUUGCAU